Messenger RNA from Gekko japonicus, 3147 nucleotides. RefSeq names its product phosphatidylinositol-4,5-bisphosphate 3-kinase catalytic subunit delta (gene PIK3CD). Gene Ontology annotation, cellular component: phosphatidylinositol 3-kinase complex; plasma membrane; cytoplasm. Bases 81 to 2951 code for a protein of 956 amino acids. NCBI's taxonomy places the organism in Eukaryota, Metazoa, Chordata, Lepidosauria, Squamata, Gekkonidae. Gene Ontology annotation, biological process: phosphatidylinositol 3-kinase/protein kinase B signal transduction; cell migration; phosphatidylinositol-mediated signaling. Gene Ontology annotation, molecular function: 1-phosphatidylinositol-3-kinase activity; 1-phosphatidylinositol-4-phosphate 3-kinase activity. The record is from RefSeq and is a predicted model, not a curated record. The transcript is spliced from 21 exons.
GCCGUGUGAGAUUCUGUGAAGAUAUGAACCUGCCUUAUCCUGAAUCAGUCCAUCAAGGCUGUAGCUGAGAAUCCGGCAGGAUGCCCCCUGGCAUUUACUGCCCCCUUGAGUUUUGGUCCCAAGAAGCCAACCGGAGCAUCGACGUCGACUUCCUCCUGCCCACAGGCAUCUACCUGAGGCUCCCCGUCUCCUGCAAUGCGAGCCUGGGCGUUAUCAAGCAGGUCGUCUGGCACCAUGCCCAGUACGAGCCCCUCUUCCAGAUGCUCAGCGGCCCGGAGGCCUACGUCUUCACCUGCAUCAACCAGACGGCCGAGCAGCAGGAGCUGGAAGACGAGCAACGCCGCCUCUGCGACGUCCACCCCUUCUUGCCGGUCUUGCGGCUCGUGGCUCGCGAAGGGGACCGGGCCAAGAAGCUCAUCAACUCGCAGAUCAGCCUGCUGAUCGGCAAAGGUUUGCACGAAUUCGACUCCCUGUGUGACCCUGAAGUGAACAGUUUCCGUGCCCGAAUGCAACAGUUCUGUGAAGAGAGAGCAGCCCGGCGGCAGCAGCUGACUUGGAAGGCUUGGAUGGAGUAUUGCUUCCCGGUGCAACUGGAACCCGUGGCCAACGGCCUCCGGACCAGCCCCCACCGGGGUCCCAACAAGAACAUUUUCAUCAACGUCCGAUUCGAAUCUGGAGGGGAGAGCUUCACUUUUCAGAUCUCCCUGCAGGAGUUCCCCGUGACGCUCAUCAGCUACGCGAUCAAGAAGCAAGCCACUGUCUUCCGCCACCAAAGGGUGGAAAGCCCCGAGGAUUACACCCUGCAGGUGAACGGGAAAUGCGAAUACCUCUAUGGGCACUACCCCUUGUAUCAGUUCCAGUACAUCUGCGAGUGCCUGCACCGUGGGCUGCUGCCCCACCUCACCGUGGUACACUCGUCUUCCAUCCUGGCGCUGCGGGAGGAGCAAACCAACGGAAUCAUUCACCCCCCCAAAGCGGCCCCCAAGCCACCUCCGGUCCCCAAGAAAAAGCCGACUUCUACCUCCCUGUGGUUGCUGGAACAGCCCUACUCGAUUGAUUUGGUGCGAGGCUGCAAGGUGAACGCGGAUGAGCGGAUGAAGCUGGUGGUCCAGGCCGGCCUCUACCACGGCAACGAGAUGCUCUGCAAAAUGGUGUCCAGCUCCGAGGUCAACGUUUGCUCGGAACCGACGUGGGGUCAGAGGCUGGAGUUCGAGAUCAACGUCUGCGACCUUCCCCGCAUGGCGCGGCUCUGCCUGGCCCUCUACGCCGUGGUCGAGAAGGCCAAGAAGGCCAGGUCCACCAAGAAGAAGUCCAAGAAAGCCGACUGCCCAAUUGCCUGGGUGAACGUCAUGCUGUUUGACUACCGAGACCAGUUGAAAACUGGGGAGUGUUUCCUCCCGAUGUGGUCUUCCUUUCCAGAUGAGAAAGACGAGCUGUUGAACCCGAUGGGCACCGUCCAGACCAACCCCAACACGGAGAGCGCCGCCGCCCUGGUCAUCCGUUUCCCCACCGUGGCGUUCUCUCCAGUGUACUACCCGUGCCUCGAACAGGUGCUGGAGGAGGGGAGAAAAGUUCCGUGUCCCCGUUGCAUGGUGGAGGACCAAGAGGAGAAGCAACAGCUGAAGGAGAUCUUGGAGCGCAGGUCCCACACGGAACUUUAUGAGCACGAGAAGGACCUGGUGUGGAAGAUGAGGUACCAGAUCCGGGACCAGUACCCAGGGGCCUUGUCCAAGCUGCUGCUGGUGACCAAGUGGAACAAGCACGAAGAUGUCGCUCAGAUGAUCUACUUGCUCCAAACCUGGCCGGAGCUGCCCGUCCUCAAUGCCCUGGAGCUGUUGGAUUUCAGCUUCCCCGACCGCUACGUGGGCACCUUCACUGUCAACUCCCUGAAAAAACUGACGGAUGACGAGUUGUUCCAGUACCUGCUGCAGCUGGUCCAGGUGUUGAAGUACGAGUCUUAUUUGGAGUGCGAAUUAGCCAAGUUCCUGCUGGGCAGAGCCUUGUCCAAUCGCAAAAUAGGACACUUUCUCUUCUGGCAUCUCAGAUCAGAAAUGCACGUCCCUUCCGUCGCCUUGAGGUUUGGCCUGAUCCUGGAGGCUUACUGCCGGGGCAGCACCCACCACAUGAAGGCCCUGAUGAAGCAGGGCGAAGCUCUCCACAAGAUGAGGGCCUUGAACGACAUCAUCAAGACGAGUGCUCAGAAGAACCCCAAGCCCCAGACCAAAGAGUUCAUGCACACCUGUCUGCGGCAAGAGACGUACCUGGAGGCCCUUUCCAACCUCCAGUGCCCCCUGAAUCCCAGCACCCUCCUAGCAAAAGUCAGUGUGGACCUUUGCACUUUCAUGGAUUCCAAGAUGAAGCCCUUGUGGAUCGUCUUUAACAACGAAGAAAUAGGGGGCACCAACGUGGGAAUCAUUUUCAAAAACGGAGACGAUCUUCGCCAGGACAUGUUGACCCUGCAGAUGAUUCACCUGAUGGACAUUUUGUGGAAGAAAGAGGGCCUUGACUUGAGGAUGACCCCUUAUGGCUGCCUCUCCACGGGAGACAAGACGGGGCUGAUCGAAGUGAUCAUGCACUCAGACACGAUCGCCAACAUCCAGCUCAACAAGAGCAACAUGGCUGCCACUGCAGCCUUCAACAAGGACGCCUUGCUGAACUGGCUGAAAUCCAAGAAUCCCGGUUUCCGAGGUUACUGUGAGCGAGCGUACAUGAUCCUCCGCUGCCACGGCCUCCUCUUCCUGCACCUCUUUGCGCUGAUGAAGGCGGCCGGCCUGCCCGAACUCAGCUGCUCCAAAGACAUUCAGUACCUCAAGGACUCGCUGGCUUUAGGGAAAGCGGACGAAGAGGCCCGGAAGCAUUUCCACCUCAAGUUCAAUGAGGCCUUGCGGGAGAGCUGGAAGACCAAGGUCAACUGGCUGGCGCACAACGUCUCCAAGGACAACAGGCAGUAGGGCUGCGGCGGUGCGAGAAACCAGCUCAACUGACCCCUCUCUGCCGGUGUGAGGCGGCCCCUGAGAACUUGCCUCCUGGAGCGAGCACCACAGCUGGUCCCUGUGGUCCUGCGUCACCCAGCCGCCCGCGGUCAUCGUGGACUGGACAGUGUCUUGCGGACCGGACCAGGCGUGUGCGUCAUUUUGCAUUCCGUCA